UGUGCUUGUGUUUUCUCGAUCGUUGGCUGAAAUGUAUUUGUUAUCCUGACACUGAAAGUUCUGGGCGAUAACUUUGCAGAUAGUAUUGUUAUGGUUCUUCAUUGUGCAUGUUCUUGAUCUUUGAUCGAUAGCGAAUUCGGCAAUUGCGUUGCCUUUUCUUAGUUUUUUUUUAUUCUUCUAAAGGGCAUAUGAAAGAACACAGAGAAACUUGUUUUAUCGUUUAAAAGGUUGGGAUAGUUGGAUACUUUGUUGUUUUGUUUUUAUAAACUUUGUUAAUAAUUUGGUCUCAGCAACUCAAAAAAAUAAAUUAAAAUAAUCUUUAUGUUAUUCUCUUCUCGAUUAACUAUACUCGUUAAUCGCUAAUAAAAACAAAACAAAAUUUCUAUUAGCACCUCAUCGGCUCUCGAACCGCCCUUCCCGUUACAGUUUUUCUUCCUCCUCACCCUCAAUGAUUCUCUGCGGGGAAGCUGGCCCGAAAGCUGCCUUCCCACCUUGCAAAGUCCGCGAGCAGUUGGAUAUCUGCUUGCAAUGGCUCAUUCUAAAGCAUCUUCUCGACCCGCUUGUUCAAGUCAGCACUGCUCAGAUUGGGCUAGAAUUUAUUUGAAGUAUUGUCUUUGCAGUGCAAAAGAUGGUGUAGCUAUAUUUCUUGGAACUGUCAGUAUCAUCAGUUGGGGAGUUGCAGAGGUUCCUCAAAUCCUUACAAAUUUCCGUGAAAAAUCUACUAAAGGUCUUUCAGUCGCAUUCCUGAUGACAUGGGUUGUUGGGGAUCUGCUUAACCUCAUUGGCUGCAUUCUGGAACCCGCUACUUUACCAACGCAGUUCUACGUGGCAUUGCUGUACACAGCUACCACAGUGAUUUUGACAGGGCAGACUAUAUACUAUGGCCAUACUGAUCGGAGGCAUAAAUCCAACAAAAAUAUUAUAUCCAGUAAGACCCAAAAUUUUUGUCAGGAAAAUGAAAACCUUUUAAGCGAUGCAAAGAAAAGCAAUGUUGGUGGUUACAAAGGAAAUACUGCAAGUCUUUCUGAGGAGAGUAACAUACAAAGUUCACCAAUUCCUGUUACUGGACCAUCAAGUCCUAGUGAUUCCAAUGGAAGAAACUUCUAUUUUGUGUCAGCUCGAUCUUUAUCAAAGAGCCCUGUGCCUAUUUUUGGCACUUGGUUGGCAUAUUCCCAUGAGGAUGGAAGAUCACAUCACCUCAAUGAUGGUCAUCAUGAUCAGCAGUUUGCAGCAACAGAGCCUUUACUUUCAUCUCAGUCUGCUCCAACCAAAUUUAGUACUAAAAAUAUGCUUUCUUUGGUACCUUCAACUGGUCUUUUGAUUUGCAUUUGUGUUUACCAUCUUUGCUUCCAUGAUAAUAGUGAACCACAUGGGAUGGUUGUACAAGUUGGCCGCAAGUUGUUACAGAAUGAACUUCAAGGUAAUGAAGCUAGUGGAGCAGGCACCUUGCUAGGUUGGAUGAUGGCAGCUAUUUACGUGGGGGGAAGGCUUCCUCAGAUUUGCUUAAAUAUUAGAAGGGGCAAUGUCCAGGGUCUCAAUCCGUUGAUGUUUAUAUUUGCAUUGGUUGGAAAUAUAACUUAUGUGGGAAGUAUCCUCGUGAAAAGUUUAGCUUGGUCUGCAAUCAAGCCUAAUCUUCCAUGGUUAGUUGAUGCUGGAGGAUGUGCCAUACUUGAUGCUUUCAUUGUCGUCCAGUUUGUCUACUUUAGAUAUCGACAACCCAAUAAAUCUGCCUCGGACAACAAUCAAGCUUAAUGGAGAAAAUGACAUGCAUAAAUAUCAGCAAUAAAAUUCUUUUCAGAUGCUGAACUGGUAUCCUUGUGGAUUCUACGUAUUCUCAAUGAUUUGUGCUGCCUCUGACAGUCUCUGUUUGGAGUUCUGAUAAUGUGUACAGAUGCUAAAUCUCUUGGGUUGUGGUUGAGCCAGAACCCGUAGACUCAGCCGGUUUUGGUCUCUUGUAGAAAUAAGUAAUUCCUAUAUUCCUUGCUUUUGGUUUCUCUUCAUAUACUCCUUUUUGCUUUUGUUUUACGUUCGUGCCAAAGACUGAGUUGCUUCUCAGUAGCUUGGUGAAAAAAGUUUAUUCAUUUA
Messenger RNA from Zingiber officinale, 2085 nucleotides. RefSeq lists its product as uncharacterized. The record is from RefSeq and is a predicted model, not a curated record. NCBI's taxonomy places the organism in Eukaryota, Viridiplantae, Streptophyta, Magnoliopsida, Zingiberales, Zingiberaceae. The coding region runs from base 529 to 1752 and encodes 407 amino acids. The transcript has 14 exons.